AUCCCAUUUGACCCGAUUAGUAAACUACAGUCCAGCUGCCCGUGACAUAUAAUAAAAUGAAAGCCCAGAAGUUUCUGAAAAGCCAUCUCAUUAUAACUUAAAAGUAAAAACAUCUCAAUACAUCUUCGCUCUCGCUCUAAAUCAUUUUGCUUGCGUUACAAUAAUUGAUCUGAGGUAUGUGUGGUGGAGCAAUCAUCUCCGACUUCGUGCCGCCGAGCCGUACAGCCCGGCGAGUCAACGCCGCCGAUCUGCUUUGGAAUCCGCGCGUGAAGAAUGACAAGACUAGAAGCAAUUACUACUCUAAGCCGUUGAUAACUGAUCUCGACGAGGAUUUCGAGGCUGAUUUUCAAGGCUUCAAGGACGAUGAGAUUCUUCUGAAGCCUCUCUCUUUCUCUACUAAAGGCUCUGAUGCUAUAAAGUCUGUGGAAACCAAUGAGGAUGCUGAGGGAUCCUCAAAGAGAAAGAGGAAAAAUCAAUACCGAGGAAUCAGGCAGCGCCCAUGGGGCAAAUGGGCUGCUGAGAUACGUGAUCCACAGAAAGGCGUUAGGGUCUGGCUUGGAACAUACAACACUGCUGAAGAAGCUGCCAGAGCUUAUGAUGCUGAGGCAAGAAGAAUUAGGGGCAAUAAGGCAAAAGUGAAUUUUCCCGAUGAGGGUGCUCCAGCUGCCAUGAAGAGGAUCUCUAAGCCAAAGCCCCAGGAUGUGAUUCGUAAAGAGAGCUCAAACUCUCACUCAGCUAUGUACCAGAACUCCAGUUUAGUCAACCGUCCAGAUGGCGGCUACUAUAGCCCUUUAGGUUUUGUGGAAGAGAAACCCAUGCCUAAGCUUAAUGGUUUUGUCGAUGCUUAUCCAAUUACUGGAACAUUUGGGCUUAACCCAGUGAACUCAUCUGAUAGUGCAGCCAAGCUUUUCAGUUCUGAUCAAGGAAGCAACUCCUUUGAUUACUCAGACUUUGGUUGGGGAGAGCAUUCAUCAAAGACUCCAGAAAUUACUUCUGUCCUCUCUGCGACUCUGGAAGGUGAGGAAGCACAAUUCUUGAAAGAUGCAAAACCUGCCAAGAAACUUAAGCCCAACUCUGCCGACUUGGUGUCUGGUGAAGAAGGUACUGAGAAAUCUCAAGAUUUUACUAGCUUUGAGUCUGAGAUGAAGUUCUUCGAGACACCUUAUAUGGAUGGUAGUAGUUGGGAUGAUUCUGUUGAUGCCUUCCUUGGUGGAGGAGACGCAACUCAAGAUGGCGGAGCUUCAGUGAACCUUUGGGCUUUUGAUGAUCUUUCUUGUAUGCUGGGUGAAGCUUUCUGAGUAACUUCUCGUACCCUGGUAGAAGCCUCUGUAGACGAGCUACAUGUUGGUAUGGCUUGCUACCAAGAAGACGAAUAAUCAUGUCCUAAUUGUGUAGUAGAAAUGGUAUUAUGUGUUUCGAAGACAGUACAUAAGUAACUAUUGUCUAUUUGAGUUGAGACAUGGGAAUCAGGACUUUGUAUUCCCUUUGUUUCCGUGGAUUAUGAGACUAAAAGCUUUUUAUUUUCCUAAA
This is a messenger RNA of Daucus carota subsp. sativus, 1530 nucleotides long. RefSeq names its product ethylene-responsive transcription factor RAP2-2. Gene Ontology annotation, molecular function: DNA-binding transcription factor activity; DNA binding. The transcript is spliced from 3 exons. Gene Ontology annotation, biological process: ethylene-activated signaling pathway; regulation of DNA-templated transcription. The record is from RefSeq and is a predicted model, not a curated record. NCBI's taxonomy places the organism in Eukaryota, Viridiplantae, Streptophyta, Magnoliopsida, Apiales, Apiaceae. Bases 177 to 1298 code for a protein of 373 amino acids.